Messenger RNA from Episyrphus balteatus (marmalade hoverfly), 2350 nucleotides. RefSeq lists its product as uncharacterized. The transcript is spliced from 4 exons. Gene Ontology annotation, biological process: maturation of SSU-rRNA. Gene Ontology annotation, molecular function: RNA binding. Gene Ontology annotation, cellular component: nucleus; nucleolus. The record is from RefSeq and is a predicted model, not a curated record. The coding region runs from base 81 to 2228 and encodes 715 amino acids. Lineage: Eukaryota; Metazoa; Arthropoda; Insecta; Diptera; Syrphidae.
UAAAAUCCACGGCGUUUCUUUUUUUCAUUGAAUUUAAAUUAAAUAAGUUUUCUAAAAGAAAAAAAAAUCUAUACAAAAAAAUGACUAAAUUCCUAGAUUAUUAUAAUUUGUGUCCCAUACAUGAUACCAAAGAAUUUCUCGGUCUAUCACCCGAUGUUGAUAGUGGCAAUAUAAUUGCAACACUUGGUCGUAAUAUAGCCAUUGUUAUAAAAAUAUCAACACAAAAACAAAUACGAAGUUGGUCAAUGUUGGAAAAACUUACCUGCAAAGUUGUCUACGAUCACAAGUCCCAACAAUAUGUCGGAGUCAUAGCUAAUCGAUUUGUUAGGCUAUGGGACGAAAAUGUUAGUGAUAUCAACAAGUGUAAGAAACUUAAGUUUCAUAAGAAUAUUGCCGACUUAAUUUACACUUCCGAUGAAGCUGUUGUCCUUUAUACCGAUGGAACUUGUGAAUCUCUAUCAUCGGCCAUACAAACUAGAAAAGAACAAGCUGUUGAAAAUCUUCAACUGGAUAUGCUUUCAACAGUUCCAUUAAUUGAUCCGAAAAUCUAUGAAAUCCCCGGUGAGAGGAAGUUUUUAACUUUUUACCAAAAAGAUGAAUUGAAACCCUUGGAAUUGGUAGUAGUCAAAAUAGACUCGGCUACAAUGAAGCCAGUUAAAGAGUCGUUAAGAUUGGUUCUUUCUCGGCCUGGACAAGAUGCUACCGUUUCUGGAUGUGCCAUAAUUGAGACAGAAGUUUCAACAUCUUUGUUUACAAUUUGGUCCGAUGGGAGAGUAUUUUUGAAAAAUCUCAAACAAAAAAGCAAGUCUGUGGGUCAAUUUGUGUCCAUGUUCGAUGACCUCAAACUCGAUACCCCGCUUACGAUUCUUGGAGUAUCUAAAAACUGUGUAGCCAUUUAUGGUGCCAACAGCACCCAGGAAGGUGGCUCCCUAAUCCUCUACAACACUCAAUUCAAAGUCAUCAAAUCUAAGCAAUUUUUCAAAAUCUAUUUCAACUAUUCCCGUUUGUGGUUGGUUGAGUCGAGUAUACUCUUGGCAAUGGGACAGAAUCUAUCUGUCGUCUCAUAUCAAACAAGCAAAGAAACCCUUUCGGAUUUGGUUGGAUCACAAAUAUCCAAUGACUUUUCUAAAAAUGUUGCCCUCGAGUUUAUCAAUGAGGAAGAAGAACUUGAAGAUCAUCUUUGUUUGGCUGAGAUACAAAAGCCAUUAUCAAUUCAACCUACAAAAAUAAAAACAAUCAUUAACAAAUCAAAAGAACCGUCUGAGUUUGCAAAUGGUAUGGAAAUUGCUUUCCAGGAUGAUGCUGAAUUCAUGAAAGAACUAAAUCGACUAAACAAUCGAAAUGUUCAUGUUGAACUGAUGCAAAUAGAAUCCGGUUGUGAUGGUCUUGAUAUCAAUCUAAUGGCCAAUUAUGGGGAUUUGGGAUUUGUCAGAGAAGAAGUACAAAUAAUAGCCACACAACUGGAGCAGUGUGGUGCAAGUGAACACGAAAUAACCGAGAAACUGUUGUCCGUGCUUAUCAAAGCCGAUUUGGUGGAAGAUAUUGCUGUGUGUCUUCGAAGGUACACCAAUAUAUCGGAGAGAAUUUUAGUUCAAACUCUUAAAUAUGUUCUACAGGACUUUAAAGUACCAUCACCAACGAAUGAAGAAGAGCAGUCUUCUGGAAAGACACUAACUAAUGGUGAUCAUAAUAAUAUGGAAGUUGAUAUUCCUGCUGACCAUAAUGACAAAGACACAGAAUUCCCCAUAAUUGAUCUGCUGGCGAAAAAAACCUACGAACCGAAAAAAGUAAAAAAUCGACAAGAUUUGAUGAAUAUUAUUUUAUCUUGUUCCUUUGAUGUUCGAAUUAUUUGUACAUAUGUUUCCCAAAUUAUCGAUUAUGACGAAACUUUAAAAAUGUUGGAAUACCUUUAUACACUAAUUACUAGCGAGGAACAAAUUCUAGAAGAUAGACCCGACUGUCCGGUUAUGAUUGAUGAAGAUAUGCGAAUUCUAAGAUGGUUUGAAGUAUUUUUGAGUACUCACUUUCAAAAAAUGACCCUCUCCAAAGAUCAGCGAUUGUGUGAGCUAUUAAUUAAAUGGAAUGAAAUCUUUCUUAAAUAUAAACAACAAAUAUUUGAAUUGGAAAAUGUUGCAGCGCUAAUGUAUAAUAUUGUAAAGAAGAAACAUAUUUGCAAAGAGAAAAACUAUUCAAAAUGGUAUUCAAUUGAGAGAGUUCGAUUGUAUUGACCAACUGACCUGCUGCACCAUUAUUUAGGUUUUAAGUAGUUUUAAUUUUAAAUAUAUGUAAAAUUGUUAUUUAAUAAGAGAGUAAAAGAGAAUGAUGCGAAAUCAUUGGAAGUCAUUUUUAA